ACGAGGGCGCAGGCGCGGGGCACGCGGAGGGGCGUGGCUUGUGGAGGACGCAGCGGCAGGGAUACCCAGAAGGGCGGGGCCUACAUGACGUCACGAUGACGUCGCCCCUCACUGGCGGCUGCCGCGGCGGCGAACCCGCAAGCGGGACCCGGGGUUCGCCCUAAAGAUGGCCGCAGGGGUCCGGGCCGUUUUCAGAUGCCGCAGGCAUGAGCAGAGCCGUGUUCAGGUCAUGCAUUGCUCAGAGGGACCGACUGAGUGUUAACGAUGGAUACGUGCAAACACAUCACACAGUUGCAGCUUGCCCAGGACCAUUCCAUCCUCAGCCCUCAGAAAUGGCAUUGCGUGGACUGCAGUACGACCGAGUCCAUCUGAGCCUGCCUCAGCUGUCCCCACGUCGCCUGUGGACGCUACAUUGAAGAACAUGCACUCAAGCACUUUCACAAAAGCAGUCAUCCUGUCACAUUGGAAGUGAACGAGUUGUAUGUUUUCUGUUAUCUCUGUGACGAUUAUGUCCUGAACGACAAUGCAGCUGGAGACAUGAAGUCACUACGAAGUACAUUAAGUGUGAUCAAAAGUCAGAGUUACUGUACCACUCGUAGUGGGAGGGUUUUACGACCCGUGGGUACGAGUGACAGUUCUUACUUUGUACCUUAUGGCACCCAGUCUCUGCUCCGGAAUGAAGAGCAAAUGUGUACUGCUCUGUGGCACAGGCGAAGGAUGCUCAUGGGGAAAAUCUUUCGGACGUGGUUUAAACAAUCAUCCAUUGCAAGAAAAAGGCAAGAUGAACAAGCUCAGGAAAUGGUAGCAAAAAGAGAAGUGAAAAAAAGACAGCAAGAGUUGCCAGAGCAUCAGGUGAAAGCAGAAUUGGACAGUAUGCCUCCCAGGAAGAGCUCACGCUUGCAAUGUGCAGUUCAGUCCGCCACAGCCAGCAUGGUUCCCGUUCAGGUGUCAGCACAAAGCCCAGCGUCCCCAGCCAAGGCGAAAACCACAUCUACCUCAGAAGACACAAAGCUGAAGACAACUGCAGAUACCCCAGCUGCACGAAGGCCGGUGGUGACUCCUGGGGUCACCGGGCUGAGAAAUUUGGGAAACACUUGCUAUAUGAAUUCUGUUCUUCAAGUGCUGAGUCACUUACUUAUUUUUCGACAGUGUUUUUUAAAGCUUGAUCUGAACCAGUGGCUGGCUGUGACUGCUGGUGGCAAGACAAGAUCCUACAGUCGUCCCUGUGUGACAGACGCCAUGGUGUAUCAAGUGGGAAAGUGCCAGGAAAAAGACCCAGGCUUUCUUUGCUCUAGCCACUCAAGUAUAUCGUCAAGACUGAGUGGCGGAGCUUCCAGAAGAAGAAAUAAGGAGCUCAUUCAGCCCAGGGAGCCACGCUCACAGUAUUUCUCUCUUUGCCACGAAUUGCACACCUUGUUUGAGGUCAUGUGGUCUGGAAAGUGGGCCCUGGUCUCACCCUGUGCUAUGCUCCACUCAGUAUGGAGGGUCAUUCCUGCUUUUUGUGGUUAUACCCAACAAGAUGCUCAGGAGUUUCUUUGUGAACUUUUGGAUAAAAUACAAAAUGAGCUAGAGACAACGGGUAGGGUGCCAGCACUUCUCCCCACUUCUCAAAGGAAACUUAUCAAGCAAGUUCUCAAUGUUGUAAAUAAUAUUUUUCAUGGACAGCUUCUUAGUCGGGUUACAUGUCUUGCAUGUGACAGCAAAUCAAAUACCAUAGAAUCUUUCUGGGACUUGUCAUUGGAAUUUCCAGAAAGAUACCAGUGCAGUGGAAAAGAUGCUACCUCACAGCCAUGUUUGGUUACUGAAAUGUUGGCCAAGUUCACAGAAACUGAAGCUUUAGAAGGAAAAAUCUACGUAUGUGACCGCUGUAACUCCAAGCGCAGGAGGUUCUCCGCCAAGCCAGCAGCACUCUCGGAAGCCCAGAAGCAGCUCCUCAUCUGCCGCCUGCCAAAGGUUCUCAGGCUGCACCUCAAGCGCUUCAGGUGGUCAGGACGUAAUAACCGAGAGAAGAUCAGUAUUCAUGUUGGCUUUGAAGAGAUCUUAAACAUGGAGCCCUAUUGCUGCGGGGAGACCCUGAAAUCACUCCGACCCGAAUGCUUUCUUUACGACUUGUCUGCCGUCGUGAUGCACCACGGGAAAGGGUUCGGCUCAGGACACUACACGGCCUACUGCUAUAAUUCUGAAGGAGGGUUCUGGGUGCACUGCAACGACUCCAAGCUGAGCGUGUGCACCUCGGCUGAUGUGUGCAGGGCCCAGGCCUACAUCCUGUUCUACACGCAGCGCGGGCCUGAGAGCGGUUACCUGGAGUGCCCGGCGGAUGGCCAGCACCCGGGAGACCAGGACAGGGACGGCAUGGACCCCCCUGCUAGUGACAGCUGCAGCUGACCCAGGACGCCAGUUUGCUUCUUGAAAUGUGGAGACUUUUUUCUAAAGGGCUGAGUUGUAAUUUGGUGCUUUUUUUACUUCAGAAUCAGUGCGCACACUACAUUUAUAUAUUCUGUAUCUAACAAAACUUUUACACAGAGAUGAAGCAUAAAUAUAUGCUUCUCAGGUGCUAGGUUGAGACUGUUGACCUUAGGCUCAUGUUACCUCUCAUUGAUGUCUUAACUGGCUUAGAUCAUGAAUUUGUGCGAUCUACUGAAAUGCAGGGAAGCAUUUUAUACACAUUUGUUGCUUAUUUAUCUUUUGUAGCUGCUUUCUAUACAGAUUGUAAAAAGAUGGAAAAUUGGAUAGUUUCCUCACAAAUAAGUCUCAACUAAAAAAGAACAUUUCUUGCAGGGCAUUUGUGUCCUGACGUCACCUUGCCCUGGGAAGGGAGCUGAGCUGAAGCACUGCAGGUGACUCAGCCUCACCAGCUGUCAUACCUGGUGAUGUGCCCAAGGUUCUGCACAGUUGGGGCUCAGAAGAGAUUGAUUUGGCUAAUGGAAUUUGAUUUAAAAUUGUAAGAGUUGUUGGAGGCUGAGGCAGGAGGAUCGCUGUGAGUUCAAGGCCAGUCUGGGCUACACAGUGAGAUCUAUCUCAAAAAAGCACACCAAAAAAUUUUUAACAGUUCUUUAUUUAACAUAGUCAAACUAUAUUUAAAUGAAAAUGGCAAAUUUACAAAUGUAUAUUAAGUAAAUUUUUAUAACUGUGGAUAUGAAAAGGGAAGAAUGGCUGGUACUUACUUGAAUUUACCAAACCUGUAUAUUACGUUUCACAUUGUUUAUCUUUUUCAUUCUGUAUUUGAUAACAUUGUACCUCUUAAAGCUUUAUAUAGCUCGAGAUUGUUAGUUCAAGGGAAUAAAAGUCUUGAAGAGAAAACUAGAGGCCAGAGAAGGUAACUAUUCAAGAUUAGCAACUGGCCUACAUGUGUGGCAUCUCAUUUUUCUGAAUAGCAAAGCCUGGAUAUUUUACUCUUGCUAGGAUUAUGUUAAGUAUUGGGAAACUCUGAGGUAUCCUGGGAUGCCAGCCUUCUUAAAAAUACAGUGAAAACUAUCUAAAUUUGUGUUAAGAGCAUGGUGUGAGCCUGGCACGGUAGUAGUGCACGCCCAUAGUCCUGGCAGUUGGGAGGCUGAGGCAGGACUGCUGAGUUCAAGUCAGCCUGAGCUGUAAUGUGAGUUCAGGGCAUCUCCACUUCAGUGAGACCCUGUCUCAAAAAAAAGAAUAGUGUGACAUGCUUCUUCUCUUCUUCCCUAAUAACCACAGUACUUCCUUGAAGUCCUGCUGAUUUAAAAGGAGAGGGUCUGCUCACCUCUGUAGAUCAGUAACAGAUCAUAUGCCAUUGGCAGUUACUAGAAGAUCAUUUGCCCCUUUUCUCUAAGAUAAAUUUAUUUGCAGCUUGAAAUCUAAUGAAAAGUAAUAUCCUGUGACUAUCUGCCAUUAGAAGUUACUUGUAAGUAUAAACCUUAAAAGCAACCUGUAUUAGCACAUUUCUUAGUUUCAGGAAACAAAUCACCUGGAGCAGCUGAUUUAAGCAUAAAUGAGAAUUUAGCAUCAAACAGCUUGUGCCAGAAAAUAGCUGGGUAUUAAACGCCAAGGAUUAGAGCUGCUGGCUGCCUGAACAUCUGUGCAGGCUGUUUCCUCCACUCUCACAGUCAAGCCUCAUUAAGACUCAGGUGCCCAGCCUUUCCUUGUCAGGAAUAUAGGCCGUAUAUCCCAGGCUGCCCUCCAACCCAGGGUUCCCAGGACAAUUUUUCAAAUACGGAAUAAUUUAGCACCUAAUUUUAAUCAGAUUUUAAAAGAAAAAACUUGAAGCUGUGUCUGUAAUGGCAUAACUGCUUGUAUUUAUUUUGGUCUGAAAUACACUAAAAGCUAUGGGGGAGAGGGAGGUGUUGGGGUGGCCACGGUACAUAGGAAUUGUGUUUCCACUGAAUUAGACAUGUAAACCUAAAUGACUCACAGAACUUAGAUUUCUCACUAAAUAUCCCCAGUUUCCACAUGGACCUCUACAUUCUGCUGUGUUGAUCUAACAAAAAACAACAUGUUCUGGUUGUAAAAUAAUUUACUAAAGGCACUGCUGUUAAACAUCA
This is a messenger RNA of Cavia porcellus (domestic guinea pig), 4508 nucleotides long. It is a transcript of the gene Usp44, whose product is annotated as ubiquitin specific peptidase 44. Gene Ontology annotation, cellular component: cytoplasm. NCBI's taxonomy places the organism in Eukaryota, Metazoa, Chordata, Mammalia, Rodentia, Caviidae. Gene Ontology annotation, biological process: protein deubiquitination. Gene Ontology annotation, molecular function: zinc ion binding; cysteine-type deubiquitinase activity. The record is from RefSeq and is a predicted model, not a curated record.